AUGAGAUGGCUUGACUUCGACGGUCGACACUACUCCUUGGAUUUUCCCUUGGACCGAGUCUUCACAAAGAACCAGUCCCGCUUACCGAAUGCGCUGUUUCAGACUCACCAUCGCUCCCAGACUCUCGAGUCCUUGGUUGGUUGCACACUCCAUAUGGCGGCUCUUCUGAGCUCAGGUCAAUGUGGACUGCAACCAGCCCUUCAACCCUCGAUCGAUGCCCACCUUUUGGUUGCACACUCCACAUGGCGGCUCUUCUAA
Plenodomus lingam JN3 is the source of this 258-nucleotide messenger RNA. Lineage: Eukaryota; Fungi; Ascomycota; Dothideomycetes; Pleosporales; Leptosphaeriaceae. The record is from RefSeq and is a predicted model, not a curated record.